AGAAAUAUAGUCAUCAUCGGAUAUUUACAAAAAGCGAUUGGCAACAUCUUGCAUGUAUGCGGAGACAGCUGUUUGAGACUAGUAUUUAUAGUUAGUUAGACAUAUCUAAAAAUCUGUUGAGCUGUUACACGCUCAUGCAGUCCAUAACUUGUUGUAAGCGGGCAUUGCCGCUCGUGUUCAGAAAAACGAAUGACAUUUUUUCACAUCUCAUCGAUCGUCUUUCAAGGAAGGACACCUAGCUGGCUAGCUUUAGGCUAUCCUUUACUCGAAGGCUAAUGAUAGGCAUGCCGCUAAUGCACUAGCUACUGAACAUGUCAAUUACAUUUUGUUUUAUUCUUUAUAAUUGUAGCAACUGGUUAUGUUAUUGUCACUGUUAGUGAUGCAAGCAGUGACUUUAAAUCUGUAUCAUGAAUAGCAUAGACAGUUUAUAAACAUAGCUAGCUUAACGGUAUUAGCUAGCUUAAUGCUAUCUAGGUCUCCCCAUUGCAUUGAAUAAUUUUGUCAAAGCUAUUAGCCAGCUACCGUUCUACUGAAGAGAAAUCGCAGCCAAAAUGGAUUCAUUCUUGGACUAUGAAGAAUGCAUCCAGGACUCACCUGCAUUUAGGCUUACCCUGGAUAAGUGUCAAACUGAUGUUGCAGAGCUGCAGAGUCAAGUGGAAAAGGUGAUGAAGCUCUGUGGCAAGAUGGUUGAAUCAGGGCAAGCAUACAACACAGCAAAUCAGCAUUUCCUCGCCGGACUGGCCGAGUUCUCCACGUAUCACAAACGUGACAGCGUCAUCAUGAACUGCAUGAGUCAGUUCAUUCAAGGACUACAGGAGAUGAUCAACUUUCAUACUGUGCUGUUUGACCAGACGCAAAGAGCUAUCAAUCAGCAGCUGUCAAACCUUCUCACACAGUUCAUACCACAGCUAGGAGAGACUAGGAAGGAGUUUGUGCGGAUUGGGGAGGAUCUGGAGACGGCGGCGGUGAAAAAUGCCCAGAUAUACCGCCACAAAGUCACCGAUGCAGAGCGCGCCAGCCAUCUUCUGUUGGCCACACGCAAAUGUCACCAGCACUUUGCCCUUGAUUACUGCUUGCAGCUGAAUAACUUCAAGGCCCAGCAGAAGCUGGACAUCCUAAAUUCUGUGUUCUCCUACUUCCAUGCCCAGUAUACCUUCUUCCACCAAGGCUUUGACUUGCUGAGAGACUUGGAGCCCACUAUGAAGUCCAUGGCCGCACAGCUCGCCCAGCUCUCGACUGAAUGUACAGCUAAAAGAAAGGACCUGGAGAAUACCCACCUACUGGUCCAGCAGAGAGAUGCCUCAGGGGAGCCCAUACUAAGUUCCUGUCCUGAUGGUGGGGAAACCAUACAGGGCUACCUCUUCAAAAGAUCUCGGAGAAAGAACAAGACAUGGAAGAGAUGCUGGUUUUCCAUUAAAGACAACCAAUUGGUGUACACAAAGUCACAUAAGGAGGAGCCUGUUUCGCUGUUUGAUGACCUCAGGCUGUGUGCGGUGAAGUCUCUGGACAGCAUUGACCGCCGCUUCAGUUUUGAGCUGGUUUCUGUUAAAAAAUGCUGUGCCCUCCAGGCUGACUCAGAGGAGCUGAAGCAGGCUUGGAUCAGUGCCGUUCAAGGGAGCAUAGACAUGGCCUACCGCGAGAGAGUGGAGUCCCAGCAGCCUCAGCCCAAAGAAAGCCCUCUUCCCCUCCAGAGCGCCUCAGACCCCCAGCCAGGACAGCCUCCUCAAAGGCCUGCAGCGUUGGUUGUGGCCCUCCAAAGUCCGGGGAACCACCGCUGCUGCGACUGCAGUGAGGAGGAGCCACGCUGGGCCAGCAUCAACCUGGGUAUCACCAUGUGCAUCGAGUGCUCCGGCAUCCACAGGAGCCUCGGGGUCCAUCUCUCCAAAGUGCGAUCUCUCACCCUAGACUCCUGGGAUCCCGAACAGCUGAAGCUGCUGUGUGGUCUGGGUAAUGAUGUCAUCAAUGGGAUAUAUGAGUCCAGGUGUGCAGCAGAGGGCAGAGUAAAGCCUAGUGCUGGCAGCCCUCGCCCAGAGAAAGAGACAUGGAUCAAAGAGAAAUAUGUGGAGAAAAGAUUUGUGAAGGAUGCCAGCUUGCCUGAAACACAGAUUGGGAGGGAGAAUGCAGGGCGCCAGUUGUACCAGGCUGCUUUCCAAGGGGACCUGGUCACCAUGGCAUCAGCGUUGGCGCAGGGUGCAGAGGUGAACUGGAGCCACGCUGAGGAGGAGGGACGCACUGCUCUCAUUGGCUCAACUUUUGGGGGCUCCCUAUCGGCCUGUGAGUUUCUACUGCAGAAUGGAGCCAAUGUAAACUACCGUGACCAGCGCGGCCAAGGUGCCCUUCACACUGCAGCCACCUGGGGCCACACAGGGCAAGUGUGUCUACUUCUAAAAAAGGGAGCCAAUCAGUAUGCAGUUGACGAGAGGGGGCAGGACCCACUCGCCAUUGCCAUAGAGACAGCACAUGCCGAUAUUGUUACCCUACUACGAAUGGCUCGCAUGAAUGAAGAGAUGAGAGACUCAGAGGGAUUCUUUGGAUCUAUGGGUGACGAUGAGACAUUUCAAGACAUCUUCCGUGACUUCAGUGAUAUGGCUUCUCACGAUCCAGAAAGACUGACCCGUCGACAGUUCAGCAGAAGCGGAGAAGCGGAGGGACAGGACAAGAGGAUGAUGAAUGACCAGCACAAGGCAGAGAAGGAGGAGGAAGACACAUAGGGAGACUCUCAAUUGAAAAAUACUCCUCGUGUCCUCUCAUCUUGCCUCUUUCUAAAAACCCAUUGGAGGAAAAGAUCAGACGGGUGGGGCCUCUGGCAUUCUCAUCCAAUGAGUUGUGAGGAGAGAGGACGCAAGGAUUAUGCAAUAGAGAUUCUCCCAUGUAAAUAAAGAGGAGGAGACCUAGGGUUGGGAAUUAUAAAGGAAAAGGGUCAUUACCACUUUUCAGGUCAAGAAUGGGGAACCCAGGGGUGAAUUCAAUGAGGUGAAACAUUCACAUCGUUGCAGGUAGAAAUGACAUGACUCUCAGUUCUACAUAACAGACACUCACACCUAAUAUAUACAAAACAUUUACAGUAUAUCUAAACAUUCCGUAAAGUUGCACCCUCCUGGUCCUUCAGGGCUGCAGUGUCUGACAGUUGUAAUAUAAUAAUAAUAAUAAUAUUUGCCAUUUAGCAGACGCUUUUAUCCAAAGCGACUUACAGUCAUGUGUGCAUACAUUCUACGUAUGGGUGGUCCCGGGAAUCGAACCCACUACCCUGGCGUUACAAGCGCCAUGCUCUACCAACUGAGCUACAGAAGUUGUCAUUGUGCCUCAGCAGUUAAAUAACAAAUCAAAUUCUGACUUGAACAUAGUAAAAACAUUUUUUUUUUACUUGCUUCAGUUUUGAGGCACACUUUUGAAGUUAUUAGAAAAGUUACCUGAACAUUUUACAAAGAAAAAUGAAACUUAAACUACUAGGUCUACUGCUACAAGGAAGCAAACAGGAUCUCAAUCCUGUUUAGAACUUAUAAUAUUAAAUGUUACAGUCUUGAAUACUGGUCAGUAGACCCUUAAACCCUCAAGGAAUGAAUGCUCCCAUUCUUGUGAAUGGAUGUUUCAUAGGAUGGAUGCAUAUGAACUGUGUUUGCACAGUCUGCUGUAAUGACCAAAAAGGACAUAAAUAAGGAAUAUAAAAGGGUUACAUAUUGAAAUACUAAAGUAUUAUAUUUAUGUAUUGUUAUUAGCAACUCCAAUAUUUCAGAUGUUAUUAGAUGACUUACACUUACUGACUGAACUGCUACAUGCAAUAGCCUAUACUUGUUGCUACUUACAGGUAAUCUGAGGGAACAGUUGAUUCUUGCUGAAUGUGGGGUAAUAUAAUAAUAAUAUAAUAUAUGCCAUUUAGCAGACGCUUUUAUCCAAAGCGACUUACAGUCAUGUGUGCAUACAUUCUAUGUAUGGGUGGUCCCGGGGAUCGAACCCACUACCCUGGCGUUACAAGCGCCAUGCUCUACCAACUGAGCUACAGAAGGACCACCGGGGUGUGUAGGACAACCGGGGUGUAUUCACUAGGAGCCAAACAGGACGAAACAGGGAGGGACCUACCCAAAUCUGUUCAAUAAGAACUCUCAUUUUCAUUGCAGAACAUUUUCUAUUGUGAAACAUUUUUGUACAGUGUGUACUAAUGAUUACACCCCAGUUAAUCUUUCAAUUUGAGUCUGGAUCAAUCCCAUUGAAAGCAAUGGCUCCUUAUAAAAGAUUAUGUUUUUGUUUGCAGAGGAAAUAAGUGGACCAAAACUAUAAAACGAGAAUGCAGGGAUUUAGAAUGUAUUAUAAAGUGGGUAGUUUGGGUCCUGGAUUAUAAUUGGCUGAAACAGCAUUUCAGCUGUGUGUAUAUCAGACAAUAUGACGCAGAAUACUUGUUUACUGUUCUACUUGUGUUGGUAACCAGUUUAUAAUGGCAAUUAGGCAUCUUGGGGGUUUGUGGUAUAUGGCCAACAUUCCACAUCCCCUUGGGCCCUAUUGCUUAAAUAUAGGCCUAUUAUAUGUGAUUUUACUGUGGCACAGUCAGAUAUAAUAAAAAUGUGUCAAUACUG
This is a messenger RNA of Oncorhynchus gorbuscha (pink salmon), 4568 nucleotides long. RefSeq names its product BAR_ACAPs and ArfGap_ACAP domain-containing protein. Gene Ontology annotation, molecular function: GTPase activator activity; protein binding. Gene Ontology annotation, cellular component: cytoplasm. The record is from RefSeq and is a predicted model, not a curated record. The coding region runs from base 552 to 2711 and encodes 719 amino acids. The transcript is spliced from 22 exons. Lineage: Eukaryota; Metazoa; Chordata; Actinopteri; Salmoniformes; Salmonidae.